Molecule: messenger RNA, 2031 nt
Organism: Anopheles maculipalpis
Lineage: Eukaryota; Metazoa; Arthropoda; Insecta; Diptera; Culicidae
Gene: Lerp
Product: cation-independent mannose-6-phosphate receptor
Exons: 2
Coding region: 1-2031 (676 amino acids)
Biological process (GO): lysosomal transport
Cellular component (GO): late endosome; trans-Golgi network; plasma membrane
Molecular function (GO): insulin-like growth factor binding; signaling receptor activity; D-mannose binding
Source: RefSeq, a predicted model, not a curated record
AUGGCGUCCCUCUGCCCCACCGGCCGGCUAUCGAUUUGUAUGGCCGUGGUUACCUUCACGCUGCUGGCAACGGGCGCACAAUCAAAAUUGUUGCUGAAUGGUACCGACUGUACCAUCCGUGAACCGCUGUACAACGUGACGUUUGACUUCAAUGCUCUCAGCUCGGACCUGAAUCACCACGUAACGUCCGAAGAGUAUGGCGAGCGUUUCUUCUUCAACGUCUGCGAUAAGGAUGCGCCGGCGAAGGAUAACCGAACCGAGCCACGGGCAUAUCUGGUGCGCGCCGGUAAAAAAAUAACGCUUGGGUACGAGGCACACCUUCAGCUGGACAAUGGACGGAUGCAGUUUUCGUUCCUGGGCGAACCGUGCGGUAACGGUGGCCACUACACGCUGGAUAUAAUUUUGCUUUGCAGUUACGAACGUACGCCGGCUGCUUUGCGGGUGAUUCCGCACACGCCGGACCAGUGUCGGUACUACAUUUUCUGGGAUACACCGCUCGCCUGUCAACCGCUGCCGACCGCACUCGUGGCCAAUCGAUGCACGGUACGGGACGGUACCAAUCGGCAUCUGUACAAUCUGUUACCGUUGGGUGGCGCCAAUCAUGAGGUGCCGCUGCCGGAUGGUACUCGCUUUGUGGUGUCCGUCUGCAAGCCGGUACGCUAUGGACAUCUGACGAUGUGUCCUCCAGGGGUUGGCGUAUGUUUGGUGAAUGGUACCAGUUACCAAGACUACGGUCAAGCUGUACCGGAUCCGAAAAUCGACGCAUCGGGACGGCUGGUGAUGGAGAUGCGUUCGAAGUCGGGAUCAUGUCAAAAUUCGCGUAUUUUGUUCGAGUGCGGCAAAGAGGAGGGUAUAGAAACGGGACCAAUUUACCGUGGUCGGCAGGAUACUUGUACGCAUGAGUUUGUUUGGCGCACGUCGCUCGCCUGCCGGGACACGCGACCCUGCACAGUUAGCAAUCCGAUCACCGGGACACAGUACGAUUUGAGUCUGCUCGCUAACCGUACCUACACGCUAACUUCGCGUGACAAUCGUACUUAUGAAGUGGGUGUGUGCCGGAUACCGGCAUCUAGUCACUGUCCGCUAGAUGCGGGUGCAUGCGAAGUGUCCGCCAAGCAGUCCGUCGGUCUCGGGGUCAUAUCGGAUGAGCUGCAAUAUGAAACGACCGGCGCUCCGUACUUACUGUACCGUUCUGGAGCUGUCUGUGACGCGACUAGUGGACGUCGGUGGGAAACGCGGCUGGAGUUUAUUUGCGAAACGGACCCGGUGGAAGGUGGCCGCACCGGUACGGUUGUGCCGCCGAUCGUAGUUGAAAAUGGCGAAUGUCAGCUGGUGGUACAUUUCGAGACGGUGCUUGUCUGCGAACCGUCUCUAAUGGCAUGCGGAGCUUACAACGAAUCGACCAUCGACCAGUACGUGGACCUGUCGCCACUGAUGGACUCGGCGCGGAAUUACGAAGCACGCACUAGCGGUACGCACCAAGACAGGCGCUAUUUUCUUAACGUGUGCCGACCGUUAGUACCUCAGUACGGGUUAAGCUGUCGGGGCGGUGCGGCAGCAUGUGAAGCUAGCUUUGACGGUGUAACGGCACGCAACGAAACGACACUCGGCUUUCCGGAUGUAUCACUGGUCGUGGCGGGUGAUACCGUACUGAUGAAGUAUCUGCGGGGUGACCCGUGUCCGCAGGAUCCGGUCACAAACCUGUCCACCACCGUGACAUUCCACUGUCUGGCAACGGCCGGUCGGGGUGCACCGGUUUUGGUUGAGAUCGAGCACGGUUGUCACUAUCGGUUCGAUUGGGCUACCGCAGUUAUCUGCCCACCCGAGCGGUCCGUACCAUUCGAGUCGAGCAACUGUAGCUUCCACAAUCCUGCCACAGCCAGCUGGCUGGCGGUUGAUAGCGUACUUAUUGAGCUGUCACUAUGCGACAAACAACCCGAUGCCUUCGUUGAUUAUCACACCGGAGCGCUUAUCAUCCACUACACCGAGAAGGAUUCGAAAAAUUGCAGCAGUGUGAACGGUAAGCAGUAG